This is a messenger RNA of Rangifer tarandus platyrhynchus (Svalbard reindeer), 2481 nucleotides long. NCBI's taxonomy places the organism in Eukaryota, Metazoa, Chordata, Mammalia, Artiodactyla, Cervidae. The record is from the annotation of a GenBank genome assembly.
AUGGCUGCAGGAAAGUUUGCAAGUCUUCCCAGAAACAUGCCAGUGAAUCACCAGUUCCCCCUCGCCUCGUCCAUGGACCUUCUGAGCAGCAAGUCCCCUCUCGUUGAGCGUCGUGCAGAUGCCUAUCAAGACGUGUCUAUACAUGGCACCCUUCCCCGGAAGAAGAAAGGCCCCCCUCCCAUCAGGUCCUGUGAUAACUUCAGUCAUGUGGGGACCCUCCCCCAUUCCAGAUCCCCACGGCAGCACUCACCUCUGAGCCAUGACAUCAUCCAGGAGCGGCCCCUGCAAGACUGGAGAGGUGAAGCCUUCACCUUCAGGGAUCAGCAUCUUCUGGACCCAACUCUGGAAUAUGUGAAGUUCUCCAAGGAGAGGCACGCCAUGGACAGGACCCCCGAGAAGCUGAAGAAGGAGCUGGAGGAGGAGCUGCUACUGAGCAGUGAGGAUCUGCGCAGCCACGCCUGGUACCACGGCCGCAUCCCCCGACAGGUGUCAGAAAACCUCAUGCAGCGAGAUGGUGACUUCCUGGUUCGUGAUUCUCUGUCCAGCCCGGGGAACUUCGUCCUGACCUGCCAGUGGAAGAACCUGCCUCAGCACUUCAAGAUCCGCCGGACGGUGGUGCGGCUCAGCGAGGCCUACAGCCGCGUGCAGUACCAGUUUGAGAUGGAGAGCUUCGACUCCAUCCCCGGCCUGGUGCGCUGCUAUGUGGGCAACCGGCGGCCCAUCUCGCAGCAGAGUGGAGCCGUCAUCUUCCAGCCCGUCAACAGGACGGUGCCCCUGCGUUGCCUGGAGGAGCGCUACGGAGCCUCCUCCCCAGACCCGGCCCACGAGGGCAGCCUCACGGAGGGGAGACCGGAUGCGGCCAAGAGGCUGAGCCUCACUGUGGGCGGCACCCAGGCCCGAGAGCAGGGCUUGCCCAGGGGCAACCUCCUCAGAAAUAAAGAGAAGAGUGGGAGCCAGCCAGCCUGCCUGGAUCACAUGCAGGACAGAAGAGCCUUGUCCCUCAAAGCCCACCAGUCGGAAAGUUACCUGCCAAUUGGUGGUAAGCUGCCCCCUCAGUCCCCAGGUGUGGGCACAAACCCCUGCCCAAGCUCACCAGUGUUCAGGACGGGCAGCGAGCCGACUUUGAGUCCAGCUGUGGUGCGGAGGGUCUCCUCAGAUGCUAGGCCAGGGGAGGCGCUGAGGGGCUCAGACAGCCAACUAUGCCCCAAGCCGCCCCCCAAGCCCUGCAAGGCACCCCUGCUCAAAGCUCCCCGAUCUCCAUCUAUCUGGCUCAACUCUGAAGCCAACUACUGUGAACUGAACCCAGCCUUGGCGGCCGGCUAUGAGGGGGCAUCUAGGCUGCCCUUCUGUGCCCAGGACAGCUACGUGGAAUUGCUGACAGCCAAGCAGAAUGGGGGGCUGGGCACCCGGAACUCUGACACCAGCUACUUGAUCCUUGAUGAUGAUGACAGGACAAGGCCUUGGAAGCCGCCGCCAGCCCCAGGGGACACAGGGCGGGAGGACCAGGACAUGUUUGUGGUGCCUCUCCUAGAGACCACCUCUUCAUUCAAGCCCAAUGACUUUGGGUCAAAGCUGCUUCCUCCUGAGAACAAGCCCCUGGAAACUUCGAUGCUGAAGCGUGCAAAAGAACUGUUCACCAACAAUGACCCCAAGGUCAUCGCCCAGCACUUGCUCAGCACAGACUGCAAGGUCGCGAGGAUACUUGAAGUCUCGGAAGAGAUGAGGAAGAACAUGGGCGUGAACUCAGGGCUGGAGCUCAUCACCUUGCCUUAUGGUCACCAACUGCGCCUGGACAUCAUUGAAAGACACAACACGAUGGCCAUCGGCAUUGCAGUGGACAUUUUGGGCUGCACGGGCAGUCUGGAGGAGAGAGCAGCCACCCUCAAUAAGAUCAUCCAGGUGGCCGUGGAACUGAAAGACUCCAUGGGGGACCUCUAUUCUUUCUCAGCCAUCAUGAAGGCCUUGGAAAUGCCACAGAUCACGCGGUUAGAAAAAACGUGGACUGCCCUGCGGCACCAGUACACACAAACCGCCAUCCUCUAUGAGAAGCAGCUGAAGCCUUUCAGCAAAAUCCUGCAUGAAGGCAGAGAGUCCACAUGUGUUCCCCCAAACAAUGUAUCAGUCCCACUGCUGAUGCCUCUUGUGACCUUAAUGGAGCGCGAGGCUGUCACUUUUGAAGGAACUGACAUGUGGGAAAAAAACGAUGAAAGCUGUGAGAUUAUGCUGAACCAUCUGGCAACAGCCCGACGCAUGGCGGAAGCUGCAGACAGCUACCGGAUGAAUGCUGAGAGGAUCCUGGCAGGUUUUCAACCAGAUGAAGAAAUGAGUGAAGUCUUCAAGACUGAAUUCCAAAUGAGAUUGCUAUGGGGCAGCAAAGGUGCACAAGUCAAUCAGACAGACAGAUAUGAAAAAUUCAAUCAGAUUUUAACUGCCCUCUCACGUAAACUGGAACCUCCUCCUGUAAAGCAGAUGGAGUUUUGA